Mollisia scopiformis is the source of this 697-nucleotide messenger RNA. RefSeq lists its product as uncharacterized. NCBI's taxonomy places the organism in Eukaryota, Fungi, Ascomycota, Leotiomycetes, Helotiales, Mollisiaceae. The record is from RefSeq and is a predicted model, not a curated record. The transcript is spliced from 3 exons. The coding region runs from base 179 to 697 and encodes 172 amino acids.
UGCUUCUCUAAAUACCAACAUAAUUCAUUUCUACAACAAGGUGCUGACUGACUUUUGCGAGAAUGCUCCCCCCCUUAUCCUAACCCCUGUCUCCUUAGCGGCCCGACGCGAAACCCCAGAUUCGAAAAUAUAAAUCCACGUCUCCAUUGUCCAGCACAUCUCUCCCCAUCAACGACAAAUGCCAACAACCUUCCUCUCCCUCCCACGAGAACUUCGUGAUCAAAUCUACGAAUACAUCCUCAUCUCCCCCUCCCUGCACAUCGAGCCGGCCCUCCUCCGUCACCCAACCCAUCAAAAACGCAUCCCGCACUACUCCCCCUCCCGCCUCGAACCCCAACCGCGCUUCGCCCUCUGCACCAACCCCCUCGACACGCUCCCCCUCGACCCCGUAACCCAACAACCCGUCUCCGCAUACCGGCACCACACCUCCCUCUCCAUCCGCCGAGUAUGCCGACAGAUAACCCUCGAGACGGCCCAGAUCUUCUGGUGCCGGAACACCUUCUACUUCUCCACCUUCUACCUCAGUGCCGUCGCGGUUGAUACAACGGAUCACGAUCCGGAUGUCGGGGUUAUCGUCGCUGUAUACGACGCUGGGGAAGUGUUUGUUGUCGUUAAGUUCGAGGGCUCGACAUGGGUCGUUUCGGAAACUGACGUUGGUGUGGGGAGAGGAGGAGUGGAGGGAACUAGUGAGGGUUAA